Lichtheimia ornata is the source of this 1974-nucleotide messenger RNA. RefSeq lists its product as uncharacterized. The transcript is spliced from 2 exons. Lineage: Eukaryota; Fungi; Mucoromycota; Mucoromycetes; Mucorales; Lichtheimiaceae. The record is from RefSeq and is a predicted model, not a curated record. Bases 1 to 1974 code for a protein of 657 amino acids.
AUGGAAGAUUCGAUUUGGACCGAUUUAUGCAAACAGCCAAUACUCAAAGCGCCUUCUGGAAAGUAUGCUCAGCUUGUUCACGAUUCAACGGCACAACUCCAUCAAUCCCUUCAACCCAUCUUGUCAGCUCUGAAUCUACGCGCCAUUGGGUUUACAAAGUGCGCCAACUUUGAUGCUGCUCUUCGCGAUGCCAAGGUUUUGCAACAACUUGCACCUUCUUCAGCACUUGGAUACAUACGUGAAGCCGAUAUUUACAGUGAACGAGGACAACAGCUUCAAGUAAUUGAUGUCUGUGACAGGGGGAUGAUGAUGGUGGAUGCCAAGGAUACCCAGUAUGAUGUACUGAAACGAGCCAAAACCGAUGCUGAGCAGCGCCAGAACACGCGUAUCGACUUUAUCAGCCAAUUACCUCUCGACGUUGUUAUCACAAGCCUGAUUCCAAUGUUUAUGGAUGGUUAUUUACAUUGGGAUAAACGAUGCCCCUAUUUGUAUGUGUCCAACCUAUGGCGGGAUCGCGUUUUUCAGUGCUUGGAUGGUUCAGAAUUUGGCACUGUAUUUGAAGUCACCGAUCUUUCACAAGUCGUUCGGUUUGCUCGUCGUAUCAAGAUAUUGAGUGUUGGUGAAUACACUAGAGGCACAUGGCUUGGUAAUCUACUGCGCUAUAAUGACUUUGGCUCGCUACAAAAGUUAUACGUUCAGGACGUCUCGGCCCAUUGCGUUGAUUACUUGGUUUCAUCAUUAAUGUCCAUCAGCGGCACUUUGACGCAUUGUACAAUUGAGCUGGAAGGGGAUAGCAUGUUACCGAUAGGCGACAUUCUUCUCAACUGCUCCAAUCUGGAUUCGCUCGAGAUAGCUCAAACCUAUGCUCCAAGUAUCAGCACCCUUCCAAUGACGACAUGGCCCAAAUUAAGGACUUUGAUCAUCUUUACGAGUAGAAUAGGUAUGAUCACCAGUGAUGAGAUCAUAGCGAUUGGCAAGCGUUUUCCAUCACUCAAGAAGCUACAAUUGUCCCCGUGCGAAGAUGUGGAAUCAACACGCGUUGUCUUGGAGUAUUAUCCUUGGAUGAACGCCCUUCGCCUUGACACGUUUGGGUCAGGUUUCGCUAUUACUAUUGAUGAUGAUGGACCCCUAUUUAAAGAGGUUGGGAUUACGAGAUUCAAUGUGGCCCUUUCUGUUUUGGAGAAUGAUCCUUGGAAAGGUGUGAUCGAUAUACUAAGGCAGCAUCAACAAACGCUCGAAUUCAUCACCUUCUAUGCGAACAUUCCUGGUCAGCCCGAAGAGAUCUACAACAUUGAAUACGGGCGAUUGAAGAAGCUUCAUCUUUCCAAGUCUGGAUGGUGGAUACCGCACAACGCACCAAUGCUUGAGGAAUUGAAGAUAACAUGGUCCUCACUUACUUCAGAGUCUACCAUGCCUGAUACAACACCAUUACCGCCAAUGUUAAAGAAAAUGGAACUCAGCUUGUAUCCUGUAUUUGGUGAUGUCGACAAAGCGGCUCUUGAACAAUACAUUCAGCGAUUUGCCCACCAUUCCCAGUUGAAAGAACUUAUUGUUGCGUUUGACUACUCUAACGAUGUUGCCAAUGUGCUACAUGCAAUCCUUCACCUUGGCCAACUUGAACGUUUGAGGAUUGAAUGUAAAGGUGACUGGGAUUCCACUCAAAUGGAACGAUUCUUUGAUGGGCUUAGCAAAGGAUGUCCAAAUUUAUCGAGCCUCGGUAUCAGCUCCUGGAAAGCUCCAUCGACAUACGCAAUGAAUGCUUUGAAACGGCUUGUACAUUUGGAGGAAUUUGGGUUUUCAAUCAAGAACAUGGAUGACGACGAUGGCUUUUGGCAUGGAAUUCAAACCUUUCCGCAACUUAAAUGUAUCCAUGUCUAUGCUGGAAAUACAAAGAACAUGAGUCGUCUUCGGCGUCUACGAGAACAAAGGCCUGAUUUGAAGAUUGUUGUCACCAAACGGGUGACAUUCUGGUGA